Amphibalanus amphitrite is the source of this 3295-nucleotide messenger RNA. Its product is annotated as kinesin-like protein KIF23. The record is from RefSeq and is a predicted model, not a curated record. The coding region runs from base 299 to 2977 and encodes 892 amino acids. Gene Ontology annotation, cellular component: kinesin complex; microtubule; nucleus. NCBI's taxonomy places the organism in Eukaryota, Metazoa, Arthropoda, Thecostraca, Balanomorpha, Balanidae. Gene Ontology annotation, molecular function: microtubule motor activity; ATP binding; microtubule binding. Gene Ontology annotation, biological process: microtubule-based movement. The transcript is spliced from 16 exons.
GCUGUGCCGCCAAAAUUUGAAAAUCAGCUGGUCCACCGGCGUGAAGCGUUGAUUGUGUGAUAAAUGUGUGAAUUUUGAAUAGUUUUAUUGCUUAUUUUGUAGAAUUGUUCUGAUUUAUUAGAUGCGUUUUUCUAUUUGAUUUUUCCUUACUGAAGGAGUCCCGAUCUUGUUCGUUCUGCCUGGCGCUGAUUAGGUGAUAAAUGCGUCCUCUGUAGCAAACAUACCUAUGUGUCCUGCCUUCAAGAGUUUUUAACCUCGUCCUUGCCUCCUUAAGCUGUACUACAGCAUCCAGGAAAGCAUGAGAAUUUCAAAGUUGUGUAGUGUAACACCCAGCCGCACCAAGGCCGGCGUGCGGAAGACGCCGGGCCGGCCGGCGCGGCCCGGUCAGUCGGACGGCGUCGACCCCGUGGAGGUGGUGUGCCGACUGCGGCCCGUGCCAGAAGGCGAGGAGCGAUGUGUGGAACAGCUGGACGACACCACUGUGCUGGUGACGCCGCCGGCCAACUCACAGGCGUUCCGGUACGGCACGGCCAAGGAGCAGCAGUACAAGUUCGGCACCGUCUUCCCCGACACGGCCACGCAGAAGCAGCUGUUCGACGCCGUGGCCAAGCCGCUGGUACGCGACCUGCUCAACGGCAAGAACGGCCUGCUGUUCGCCUACGGCAUCACGGGCAGCGGCAAAACGCACACCAUGAUGGGCUCUCAGCAGGACGGAGGCAUCAUGCCGCGCUGCAUCGACGUCAUCUUCAACAGCAUCGUCAACUACCAGGCGCGCCGGUUCGUGUUCAAGCCGGACCGUCUGAACUCGUUUGACGUGCAGACGGAGGCAGACGCCAUGCUGGAUCGCCAGCGGGAAAUCCUCAACACGCCCAAGCCGGGCAAAACUCCGCGCAAAAGACGCGUACCGCCCACCCCAGGCGGCGCCGGGGGCGGCGGCGGCAGCGGCAGCGUCACCCCGGACGAGAGUGACGCGGCCUCCACUCGGGUACCCGAGGUCAGCCAGGUGUCCGGCCUGGACGAGGACAACGCGUUCGCCGUCUUCGUCUCCUACGUGGAGAUCUACAAUAACUACGUCUACGACCUGCUGGAGGAGGUGGCGCCGGAAAACAUGAAAAAGUCGCUGCAAUCACGCAUGCUGCGGGAGGACAACAACAAGAACAUUUACGUGCACGGCGCCAGCGAGGUGGAAGUGUCGACUCCGAGCGAGGCGCUGGAUGCGCUGCGGCGCGGCCAGCGUCGCCGCAAGGUGGCCCACACCACCCUGAACACGGAGAGCAGCCGCUCCCACUCGGUGUUCACCAUCCGCGUCGUCCAGGCGCCGCUGGACCCGCGUGGCGAGGAGGUGCUCGACGACAAGGCGCUAAUGGUCGUGGGUCAGCUCUCGCUGGUCGACCUGGCCGGCAGCGAACGUACCAACCGCACCAAAAACAACGGCGACAGACUGCGAGAGGCCGGCAACAUCAACAACUCGCUGAUGGUUCUGCGGACCUGCAUCGAGACACUGCGUGAGAACCAGCUGAACGAUGCCAACAAGAUGGUGCCGUACCGAGACUCGCGCAUCACACACCUCUUCAAAAACUACUUCGAUGGAGAGGGCAAGGUCAAGAUGGUCGUGUGCGUCAACCCGCGGGCAGAGGAGUACGACGAAACGAUCCACGUGAUGAAGUUCGCCGAGCUGACCCAGGAGGUGGUGGUGGCACGGCCCGCCGACCGGCCGCUCGACAUGGGUAUCGGCCUCACGCCCGGCAGGAGGAAAGCCAACCAGAUUCUGCGGGAGGCGCAGCGGCGUCUGGGCUCUGACGGCCGGCCGUCGGAGGCGGAGCCGAGCGGCGGUGAGGCGGCCGCCGAGCUGGCGCCCGUCUUCUGCCUGGGCCCCGUGUGGCCGAGCAUGGCCAUGACGCCCGGCGAGGAGGAGGAGACGGUGCGCUGCCUGGUGCGCUUCCUGGAGCGGCGCGUCCAGCUGCGCGCCACGCUGCUGCACGAGCUGCAGCGCCAGCAGGACGCCUUCCGGCAGCUGCUGGUCAAGACCGAGAUGGAGAUGUCGGCGCUGCGCCAAGAGAACGCGCAGCUGCGCGCCAGCUCGGACGGCAGCAGCCGGCGCACCGCCGCCCUGGAGGCCCGGCUCGCCAGCGCCGAGGCCGCCAACGACAGCCUCAACAGGAGGUUCCGCGAGCUGAACGAAAACCAGGCGGCGCUAGUCAACGAGCUGGGUGAGAAGGAGAUGCUCCUCAACCAGGAGGCUCUGGAGCGCGAGCGCGUCAAACAGCGCAUGAAGACCAGAAUGCAGCAGGAGAAGGAGCGGCUCGCCUCCGACAUGAAGAGCAGGAUCAAGAUGAACAGGGAAAUGCUCAAGACGGAGAUGCGAGCCAAAGACGAGAAGCUGCGAGCCCUGCGCGACAUCAUCAACAACGAGGAGGCCGGGUUCGCCGUGCCGUCCGCGCCGCCGACGCCGGCGCCGCGGCCCCGCCCGAGCACUGCCAACGAGACGGCCACCUUCCGACCGUCUCGGUCCGACCCGCGCCUCUCCGGCACUCCGCAGCCCAAACGGACCGUGGCGGCCACCACUCGCCACCGCCGCUCCAAGUCCACGGACGCAGAGGUGUGGCUGGACCACCGGCCAGGACACGUGCUCGAGCUGGCCACCAUCUUCCAGCCCAAGAUGAAGAAGCGUAAGUCGGUGACCAAGCUGGACGCCAAGGAUGUGAUCAACGACAAGACGUCCAAGUACGUGCUGACGCACCAGGAUCAGGACUCCCAGGGCGAGGUGGAGACCCACAUGGUCAAGGGUGACGUUCUUCCCACGGUGGGUGGCGGCCGCGCCGUAGUCUUCAACGACAUGGAAACGCUGCGCCUCUCCAACCCGGGCGCCAAGCGCCCCUCGGACGAGCUGGGCCCCGGCCUCGACUACGAACUGGCCCGCGAGCGUUGCGCCACCGGCAUCGAGGGCCACGCCGCCGGAAAACGCCGCAAGACGUGAGCGCGCGCCCGGCGGGGGAGCGGCAGCUGCGCCAGUGCGGUCCGCGCACCGGCCGGACCGUGUUUUUAUUAUUCCACUGGCGGCGGGACGUGCGCACACACGAGCAUAGUAUUUUACGCUGGGACUGAGUGUUCUCCUUGGCCUUCUGUCGCCGCUCCGCUCUGGUCGGCGGGUGCCGCUCGUCCGGCCGCCCAGACUAUGUACUUAUCGUCUGUCGCUAGAGAGCUUGGCGCGCCAACUGCAGUGUCCUGUUAUAAUCCGCUAGUAUCGUCUGUGAAACAUGUUUCCGCGUUAAUAUAAAUGUAUGUAACCGUUUUA